UGUUAUUUUCAGCACACAGUUUCCCUUUCACGUUCUUUUCUUCUAAUUUUAUACUUCCAUCGUGCAGCAAUGGCCCUGCUUCAAGAUAACCCAUCGUGGCUCUGUGGGAGGAAUUCCACUGAGGGCUGGGGCCCGCUGAGUCCAGAUCGAAUGGACUUCACGCUCUGCUACGAAUACAGUAUCUUUUACGGAGCUGUCGCAACCGCGGCCUUUUUAGUGUUCUUCUUGCGUAUCCACCAUCUCCGCACCACACGCCGACCGCACAAUCUGGGGCAAGCAGCAUGGAUCUAUUGGCUGACCCAGUCGUUUAUGUUAUUGGCCAGCAUCUCCAUGUUCGCUCAAGCGUUCACCGGCAUUCUGUCCGCAGACCCUUCUUUAAUGCAAAUCACUGGUACCAUCGCUAUGGGUUCAGCAUGGUUAUGCGCAUUGCUGGUAAACUACAGUGAGCACAAGUACACAAUCCGAUCAUCCAACUCGCUGUUCAUCUUCUACCUAAUCUCAAUUUUCGGAGCAGUCUUAGUCACACACACCCACUUCAGGCUGGACUCUUCAACGCAGAUAGAGCUCUAUCUCAGCAUCGCAUUCCUCAUAUUCCUCAUCUUUGGGUUCGUGGUCGAGGCAUGGCCGCGGGGAUCAACAGGAGUACAACAGGCCAGCGAUGCACAAGCGUUCGACAAAGCCAAUUUGUUCUCCCAGUUGACCUUUCAUUUCUUUCAGCCAAUCAUCUCCCUCGCGGCUAAAAAGCAGAUGCUUCAGCCUUCAGAUAUUGCUAGCCAGCUGCCAGAAUCGUACAGUGCAGAAGUGGGAUACACUCGGUUGUCAGCACGCUGGAAUGAGCGAAUUCAAGGAUAUUAUGAAAAAUUGCGUGCAGCAGAACGCGGACCCAACGCGGAGGAAGAGAUUAGAAAGAUCAAGAAGCCUUCGCUACUUGCAACCAUCCUAAUAACCCAUUGGAAGGCACUCGUCCCUGUGGUCAUCAUAAGGAUUGCGAUCCCGUUCACAGAAUACUUGGCGCCUGCACUGUUGGGUCUUCUCCUGGAUUACGUUCAAGGCCCUGACGAAAACAUGGAGGAACCCUCAGCGCUCCCAUUGUCGCGAUCAAACGAGGAAAAACCGCUGCUGUAUGGUGUUGCGGUUGUGAUCGCUAUCUUUGUUGUCCGAUCGAUCGUCCCCAUGCUGUAUUCGUACGUUAUCCGGGACAUGUAUCUAAUCAGCUGCGAGAUCAAGUCAAGCGUGGUGGCCAUGAUCUACCGCAAGGCUCUCAAGCUUUCCCCAGACGCUAGACGCAAGUCUUCCACGGGAUCUAUCAUCAAUCAUAUGUCGGUAGAUGCGGCUUUGUGGGAGGAAGGUGUCGAUGAGCUGUCCAUCUGGGCCAGUCUUCCCUUUGAUUUUGGUAUCUGCCUAUUCAUGUUGUACCGACUCCUAGGGUGGAGCUUCUUGGCCGGCUUGUUCACGAUCCUGGCGCUUGUGCCCCUGCAGAUUUGGCGCGCUGGUGCUAUUGAGCGGCUGGAGGAAGACCGUCUCAAGGCGACAGACGAGCGAGUUCGCAUGACAUCCGAGGUUCUUUCCAGCUCAAAAGUCGUCAAACUGUAUGGAUGGGAGUCUACCUUCAGGCGCAGGAUUUUGGGAUCCAGGGCCAAGGAGUUGGAUGUUUUGAGACGUAUGGGUAUUUUGGAAGCGAUCAUGAGCGUGGUCUUUGCAUCGAGUUCUAUCAUUGUGGGCCUACUGACGUUCACUGUCUAUGUGACAAUCGGUAACGGCGUAUUGACACCCAAGAUUGUAUUUGUCAGCUUGAGUCUAAUGGAUCUGCUACACGAACCAGUUAGUCGAAUGGCUGAGGGAACAUCAUCGACCAUAGCUUUGAUUGUCGGAAACAAGCGUAUUCAACGAUUCUUACUCAGAGAGGAGAUUGACGAUACACAAGUCAUUCGUGAAGAAUGCAGUAGUAACAGCACUGAGAAUGUGGUUGAGAUUCGGGAUGCGACCCUAUCCUGGACAUCAGGAAAACAGCUUGAGGAAGACCCUGAAGAGGACGAGGAGAGCGAGCAGGACGAGCAUGGUCAAGGCACCCCCGAUCGUCAGCGCUUGUUAUCGGAGCAAUAUGAUGUAGCAAAUAGGAAUAAUGGCCAACCCCCACGACCAGUCCUUCAAAAAAUUAGCCUCGCCGUACGGGAAAAGACAAUAACAGCCAUUGUCGGCCGAGUCGGACAGGGCAAGUCCUCACUCUUGAGUGCGAUUAUUGGCGAGAUGUACAAGCUGGAGGGCUCAAUCAGCAUCCGGGGCAGAAUCGCAUACGUGCCACAGCAGGCCUGGAUCCUUAACGCAACACUAAGAGAUAAUAUCCUGUUUGGGAAUGAUUUUGAUCCUAUCCAAUACCAGCAAGUUCUCUAUGCUUGCGGGUUGGAGCCCGAUCUGGUGAUUCUGCCUGCAGGCGAUCUCACUGAAAUUGGGGAGCGAGGCAUCAAUUUAUCGGGUGGCCAGAAACAGCGCGUCUCAUUAGCAAGAGCAGCCUAUGGCGGCGCGGACGUAUACCUCCUGGAUGACCCCUUGAGCGCUGUGGAUGCACAUGUGGACCGACAUUUGUGGGAUAACUUGAUCGGACCACACGGUAUACUCAAGGACAAGACUAGGAUCCUGGUCACCCAUGGCAUCCAUCAUCUGGAACACGUCGAUCAGAUUAUCGUCAUGAAGGACGGAGAGAUCGCCGAGCUGGGCAAGUACGAGGACCUCAUGUCCGCACAGCGAUCGUUCUACCAGCUGAUCAAGGAGUACUCCACAAAGCAAGCACGGAAGCGCAGGGGUAACCACGCGGUACCAUCAGCUGAAGCAGCGGGAGAAAGCCAUACUGAUGCACAGCAGCCCUCCUCUAUCAAGGCAAUCAUUGAUGACAUAUCCAGUGAGAAUUCUGUUGAGGACAUAUCAGGAGGAAGCAUGGUCGGUUCGGACAGCGCAACGGUUGAGGACGACAACAGUCAAGACCUUAAGAGGAUUACCAGCAAGGACCAGACCGGAAAGACGGAUGACUUGGAUCAGGAAGAGGACGAACUCAUUGCGGAAGAGAUCAUGAAGAAGGGCGGCAUCGAAUGGAAGUUGAUCAAGAGCUAUGCCAGGGCGUGCACGGUCAGGCUUGCUGUGGUAAUCAUCUUGAUCAACAUUGUCACCCAAAUCUGCACAGUCGGCGUCAGUUUAUGGCUGAAGCAUUGGAUCUCCAAGACCAAAGAGGAGCUCCAGGCGUCUUUGGCCUUAUUUUUGGGUGGAUAUGCUGCUAUGACAGUGCUUUAUGUCGUGGGCUAUGUCGUUUUUGUACACCUUGCCCUGGCUGUGGCCCGUAUUCGCGCAUCAGAGCUGAUCCACCGACGGCUCCUUACGACCAUUAUCAGAUUGCCAAUGAGUUUCUUCGAUACGACGCCCAUCGGUCGCAUAGUAAAUCGCUUCUCCUCGGACAUGUUCAGUAUCGACGAGCACCUCCCUUGGAAGUUCAUGGAUCUGAUAUAUCUCGUUAUCUCCGUGGUGGUGACCACCACAAUCCUCGUCCUGACUACGCCGGUCUUUGCGUUCAUGAUCCCAGUUAUCGUGGUCGUAUAUUAUCUUAUCCAACAAUAUUUCCUGUGGGCUGCAAGGUCUCUCAAACGCAUCCGCUCUGUCUCGAUCUCGCCUCUUUAUCAGCAUUUUGAUGAGACUCUGAACGGAGUUUCGACAAUCCGUGCCAUGGGGGUGCAGCAGCAAUUCAUCGAGGAGAACGCCAAGCGGAUAGAUUACAACGCCAAUGCCUUCACUGCGUAUCAAUCCUGUGAUCGUUGGGUGGAGUUGCGUCUGCAAAUCCUGGGGGCGGGCAUAAUUUUUGUGGUAGCGCUCUCGGGGGUCUUUACUCGCUACACGGUUGAUCCCAGUCUACUCGGUCUGUCGCUGAGCUUCGCAUUGGACGUGAUAGACAGCAUCAUGUGGCUGUGUAGAGACUACUCAUCCUGGCAAUCGCAUGUCAUCGCCAUCGAGCGUGUCCAGGAGUAUACGGAUAAAUGCACUGAGGCGCCAGAGGAGACAGAUACAGUCGUGUCAGAGCGCUGGCCAGAUCAGGGUCGUAUCGUAUUCAAAGACUAUUCGACGAGGUACCGCGAGGGUCUAAAUCUGGUCAUUAAGCACCUGACGUUUGAAGUCUUUCCGGGAGAGAAGAUUGGAAUCGUAGGUCGCACGGGUGCCGGAAAGUCGUCCCUGACAUUUGCCUUGUUUAGGAUCAUCGAGGCAGCGAACAGUUACUGGGCACGAGCAAGCGACAAUACUGGAUAUCAUUCGCAAAGAACACAAGAAGGCGGUUUUGAGACGGAUCCUCUUCUUGGCAGAUCGGUAACAGGCCAUCAUCAUCGUCCAGACGAGGAAAUCGACGGCGGAUCUAUUGAAAUUGACGGAAUCAACAUCUCGACCUUAGGCUUGACAGAGCUUCGGAAACACUUGGCCAUCAUCCCACAGGACCCGACUCUCUUUGCAGGCACGGUCCGCGAUAACCUUGAUCCCUUCCGGGAGGUGCCUGAUUCAGACCUCUGGGAGGCGCUUGAGCGAGCUCAUCUGAAGGACUACAUCUGCAGCUUAUCCGGCGGACUAUCUGCGGAGGUUGCACAGAACGGCGAGAAUUUUUCGGUCGGGCAGCGAUCGCUGAUCUGCCUUGCACGUGCGUUGCUCCGAAAAUCAAAGAUUCUGAUUUUGGACGAAGCGACAGCAGCAGUGGAUGUGGAGACAGACGAGCUGAUCCAGAGGACAAUCUGCCAGGAGUUCAAGGAUCGGACAGUGCUGACGAUCGCGCACAGGAUUAAGACUGUGAUGGAUUCUAGCAGGAUUUUGGUGAUGGAGCAGGGCGAGGUAGCGGAAUUUGAUGCACCAGGGAACUUGCUGCAGAAUCCCGAGUCGUUGUUCUUUAAGCUGGCACACCAGGCGGGGGAAGUUACGAUGUAGCUGCCAUUGAGGAUGUGCAAGUCUUGUUAUUAUAUAUCUUAUAUAGAAGGGGAUGCUGUCGAUUUCAUUGUGAACAUGGCAAUGGAGCUAUGCGUAUGAAGAUCUUAGAGCUCAAGGUUUUUGUGUAAGGAUUGUUCAAAUCGCACGGACUUCAUUGCAUUCUAUUAUGACUCAGUCAAUCGACCGUUCUAAAUAAUACUCCCCACUCUAGAUCAGGACCCGCUGAAAAACUCAACGGCGGCCUUACACUGACACACUGACCAAGCGGCGUGAAAUGUAGUACAUGUACAAAAUUACUACAUUUAAUCCGCAGCAAGAGGAUUGAUAAGGAGCCCCGGCAGCAACAUUUGUUCUUUGUACGUGGACGUGGUCAGCUCCCAUCCAGGAAGAUAGAUGUGAC
Molecule: messenger RNA, 5344 nt
Organism: Gamsiella multidivaricata
Lineage: Eukaryota; Fungi; Mortierellomycota; Mortierellomycetes; Mortierellales; Mortierellaceae
Exons: 7
Coding region: 70-4944 (1624 amino acids)
Biological process (GO): transmembrane transport
Cellular component (GO): membrane
Molecular function (GO): ATP binding; ABC-type transporter activity; ATP hydrolysis activity
Source: RefSeq, a predicted model, not a curated record